Molecule: messenger RNA, 3614 nt
Organism: Drosophila suzukii
Lineage: Eukaryota; Metazoa; Arthropoda; Insecta; Diptera; Drosophilidae
Source: RefSeq, a predicted model, not a curated record
AUGCGGUGCGCAACGAACCUCACCUUCACUAAUAAAAAGGCAUCACAGACCCCAAAUGUUGGCAAGGAGGUGCUAACGAUCCCGAUAGGACCGGGAGCCCCCGAGCCAAAACUUAUCACUACAGAAAUUCGUUGCCAGGAGAAGUCCCGUGGAGGGCUGAGCUAUGAGGUCAUCCUGGCCGAGCCGGCACCCAAUGUAGCCGUUCCGAAGCGACCGGUCACCCCCGGCAAGAAUGUUAGCGUUGAAGAGAUUGACCAUAAACUAAAAGCGGCCGAAGAACGUCGGAUUUCUCUAGAAGCCAAGAAGAUGGCUGAUAUUUCAAACAAGCUGGCUAAAGUUGAAGAGGCCACUCGCAAAAAGGAUGAGAUCACCAAUGAGUUCAUAUCUCAGACAAAGGAGCAGCUGGAAUCAAAAAUGGAGCUGCAUGUGGAGAAACGAGAGGCCAUAAUCAGCGAUAUGAAAGAAAAGCUAAAGAUUCAUGCUCAGGAGAUCGAAAAGACGCGUGAAACUCUUGAACAGCAGAAGGCCAGUGAGCAGAAGGCAAUCGAAGAAAAAUUAAAAAUUGCCAAGUUCUUGCGCGACGAAAACAUCAAAAAAAUGUUGGAUCGUCUAAAGGAGCAUAACACAAUUAAAAUUGCCGAAAUCAAAUCCCAGAACGAUCAAUUGGAAUGUCAAAAGCUCGAGGAGAAAGCGCGCAUUUAUGAGAACAAAUUGUUUGCCGCCGAGCAAAACCGUGAAAAGGAAUUACAAAAAAAAAUUGAAAAAGUUCAAAAACUCGAGCGUCGUGCCGAGCUAGUGCGCCAGAACAAGGCUCAGGCCCAUUAUUUAGAUGGUCGGCAGAGCCCCAUUGCCUCAUCUGGCUAGAGAAGCUGACCAAGAAUCGAGAGCAGUGCUCACUCACUGCACACAAGGCGAUUAAGAAAACAACUGCACUACAUAAUACACCAACACAUCUUUAAGCUACAAACCCUUUAAGCUAAAUAAAAUUCUUUAAAAUGUUCAGGUACAAGCAAACGAAAAGGCAAGAGGAUAAUCUCAAUAUACCGCUGAGCGAAUUGAGCCGGAUAACAUCAAUACAGUUAUUUUCAAGCACUUCAACGGAACUCUAACACGGGAGAGCUAAGACAAGGCCUAACAAAUUUAUGCUUACGGCAAAUAAAUUCAAAAUAACUAGUAAUGGAAAUCUAACCUUAACCUAAAAAUCCGAGGCAGAAGAGCCUAAUAAAAUUGAAAGCUUGUCAUUUAAAACUAAUUUAAAGUAUAUUGAAAUUUUUUGUAUUUUGAAGUUUAGAACUUUUUACAUCGAUUUUAUAAAAGUGUAUUAAUUUUGGGUUCAAAAAUAUGUCAAUCUAAGUCUGUCUGUUUUUUAUUGUUAAUUAGCUGGGACUGGGAAUAAUAAUAAAACUCCUCAAGUUCAUCUUAGAAUGUCUUUCUCGGAACUAAUUUUACUAAUGAUUUUAUAAUUUUUUUAAUUCAUUAAAACAUUUCAGUUAGACUAUGAAGACUAUUCAGUUAUUACAUUAAAGAUGCAAUUCAAUAACAGCUACAAUUCAAUUAAAAUCCAAUACCAUGUAAGACACACGAUAUUAAGUAUGGUUUUAUUUAAAUACACAAACAUCUUAAAUCCAUAUAGACCUUAAUCAGGGGUGUCACGGAAACCGGUGACGGAUUUGGGGACGGUUGGUUUGGAAACCAACCCAUCAAAACCGUAGGUGUCACAGAAAUACAAGAAACUUCCUUUUUUUCGAAAAAACUACCGAAAAAUUACCAGGGCUGGAUACAUAUACACAAUAUCGAAUAUUGAAUAAUUAAUGAAUUUUAUUUAACUUACUUUGACCAUUUUCCAAUAAGUUUUAAACUUAAUUUAUGCUUUUUUUGCAAAAUUACAAAAAGAAUACUUGUUUGAAGCGUAUGUUGUACAAAAUAAAAGAAAAAAAAUGAAAAGAUUGAAUUACCCGCCAGGGUACAACUGCAACCAUGAACAGCUGCUUGCUUACACUUGCAAAUUGACACAAAGUUUAAAAGCAAACCAAAAUUACAUCUUUACGAAUUCUUGCUCUAGAGUACUUGCGAAGACAAAUACUUCGAGAGGCUAGGAUGCAGAAUAUGGCGCCUUGAGCUGCUGAGCUAUGUUUAUGGCAACGUUUACUAGUUUGAAUUAAUAAUAAACAAAAACUGUUUACUUUAACUUACAUGUUUUCUACUUCUUCAUAGGCGCCAUUUUAUCCGGCAAAAAAUAAAAAAUUGCAAAGGCGGGUUGUUUUUAUAAUUUUUCUCAAUAGCUACAACUCUUUUUAACAUGAAAUCUUUAUCAGAAAUAGAUUAUAUUUUUUACUACAACACUACCGUACUAUAAAAAAUUCGUUAACAACAUUUCGACAACUAAUCCGAAAUUGGGUAUUUUAAAGUUCGAGCAAAUUGGUACCACUGUCAGGCAGGACGGUUUUUACUUAGUUAACUUUUCAAGACGGUUUAUAAAAUGCUUAUUUUUAAAUAUAACCCGAAGUAAAUAUAAAAAUUGUAGUAUGCAGAGAGUUCAAAGAUCUCAUUAGUGUUGUCUUAUAUAAAGUUUUAUUCUUGGCAAGCAUUUGUUAGUCGGUUUAUUUUAUCAAAACGUCUGUCAAAAUACGGGGGACUUAGAAACCGUCAAAACAGUCUGUGACACGGACACUUGCUUUUCGUGGGAAAUUUUGAUGAAAAGGAUUUCUGUGACACCCCCGAAUAUAAAAGUAGAAAACUAUAUAUAUAAAAUUUCAUUCAUCAAUGAGUGAACAAUUUUGUGCGCAUGCUUGUUUUGUCUAAUGGUGUGUUUAGACUAACUGCUAGCAUCCUUGUCGAAUACUCAAAAAUCAUGCGAAGCGCUUACACUACAAAUACGGCUUUUUAACAUUCGAUAAAUGGUAAAAUAGAAUAAAAUAGAAAGGAUUGAUUUAAAUGUAAGUUUUCUAUAAAAUGAAACAUUCGACUUCGUAGAAAAAUCCGCAUUUCUAGUGUAACGCCCCGCAUGAUUUUUGAAUGUUCGACAAAGAUACUAGUACUCUAAAUAUGGGGGCUAGAAUGGAAGCUAUAUUAAAAAAAGAAUUAAUGGCAAUCCAAAUAAAACUUUUUUCCAAAAUCUGCAGGUUUUUAUUUUUAUUUUGCACCAAAGAAGGCUUAAAUGAAUAGCUUAAAUUAAAAUCUUAUACAGCUAUAUAUGUGUAAUACUUGUGUAACACUAUUGCUUCUAUAAAUAAAUAACAGUGACAUAAAUCUGAUAUUAAGAAGUGCAUUGGCAAAACAACUACUACACGCAUAUGGAAUCUAUCAAACAUACCAAGAAAAGUGAACAAAAAAAUUAACAAAAAGCAUCAGUAAAAUUGAGAAAAAUGCUUUCACAAUUACUUUAUUUAUGUAUGUCUAACCAAACGCAAUAUUCAGAAGAAAACACAAUAAAGUAUCGUUCAAAUUUUUGAAAUAUUCUGAACUUAUGCCUGAAACACGAUAGCAUAGAAAACAAUUUUUCUAGGUACACGCUUAAAUUAAGUUCAUAUAAGCCACAAAUUACUGACCACAUGCCAGCAAAAAUACUUAUUACAAUUGUAUAAUAAAAGUGAAUAAAGCAAAUAAAUAAAAUA